AUGUUUUCGUCAAAAUGGGCUCCCAAGCCAGAGGAAACGCCCGAAGAAAAGCCCGCUGAGACAGCACCACGACCCGCGCAGCAAACAGAGCCGCCACCAGCUCCGGAACCGAAAGCUGUUGACCCACCUCCACCUGCGGAAUCGUAUGCGCCGCCACCCCCCCCCGAGAUGCCGUACGAUUACGAAUACGCCGACGCGUCCAUCGACCCUUUUGCGCAGACGGCAGGUACAGACGAUCUAUUCUUCGACGAUGACUUCACGCCGGUCGCCGAGCCUGUUGUUGAAGAAGCGCCUGUAGAAGUACCACCGCCAGAGCCGAUAUCCGACACCGCAAAACCAGCUGCUGGACUGGGCCAGUCGCAAUAUGCGCCGCGCGGCCCUGCGAAUGGAGAUCGAGGCGGUAGAGCCCGCGGGAGAGGCAGGGGUCGCGGACGAGGACGCGCUGGUUCUCAGGCACAGGAGCCACGAGAGCACAAGGAGAAGCUAGCGCAAGAGAAGGAUGCGAAGAAUGGCGAAGCACCGGCAGAAGCCGCUGCUGCAACGACUACCGUAGACACCACCGAAGCACUAGCUACGCCCGCCGUACCCAAAGAGCCCAAAUCCGUCCGCGGCGACCGCACCCUCACUGGCGGCACACCCCGCGCCCGCCUGACCGAAGAUCAAAUCAACGCUAAGCUCGCAGCGAUGAAGGCCAAAAACGAGGCUUUGGUCACAGCACACGCCCGCUCUGAAGCUGAUGCCGCAAACUUCGAAGCCCGCGAGGCAUUGGCCGCACAAAAGAAUGCUGAGCGCAAGAAGCAACAGGCGGAGAGACAAAAGGUGGACCGCCAGAACAGGCAACAGAUGAUGGGCGAAAGGGAGAGGAACAGGCAGUUAAAACUCAAGGCGCUUGGGGGCAGGGAAUGGGAUCUCGAGAAGGAGGGCGGUUUUGAAGGCACUGGCGAAGAGCGUCGGCGAGGCGCUGCGAGGGGUGCUCAUGGUGGUGUAACAGGAGUCACCAGGACCGUAGAUGCGGACCAACAACAGCACGAAUCCGAGAUUCCCUCCUCAGCACGUGGGCGAGGUCGAGGGCGCGGAGGACGGGGCGGCAGAGGCGGUCGCGGCGAUAACCAAGGCACUGCGAGAAAAGACCCCGAUGCCCAACAACCGCCUUCAGCGUCCGACUUCCCCGAACUUCCCUCUGCAUCGGCAUUGACGGCGAAGAAAGACGACGAAACGCCCAAGAAGCUCGAUUUCCCUAUUCGCACAAAGACCGAAGAUAUCAAGGCCACUGAGCCUGACCGCCCUGGCAUCAAGAAGCAGGAGUCCUUCGGCCUGCCUUCGCCGAUUGCGGGAAGAAGUUGGGCUGACCAAGUGGAUGACUCGUAG
Didymosphaeria variabile is the source of this 1368-nucleotide messenger RNA. RefSeq lists its product as uncharacterized. The transcript is spliced from 2 exons. The record is from RefSeq and is a predicted model, not a curated record. Lineage: Eukaryota; Fungi; Ascomycota; Dothideomycetes; Pleosporales; Didymosphaeriaceae. The coding region runs from base 1 to 1368 and encodes 455 amino acids.